Molecule: messenger RNA, 1134 nt
Organism: Lolium rigidum
Lineage: Eukaryota; Viridiplantae; Streptophyta; Magnoliopsida; Poales; Poaceae
Product: LEAF RUST 10 DISEASE-RESISTANCE LOCUS RECEPTOR-LIKE PROTEIN KINASE-like 2.7
Exons: 3
Coding region: 74-1012 (312 amino acids)
Molecular function (GO): polysaccharide binding
Source: RefSeq, a predicted model, not a curated record
UGCCCCUGCAUAAACUGGCAUUCGUCUUCCCUUUUGGUCUCUUCUUCCUCCUCCCUCCUAAGUCCAGCUUACGAUGCAUCAUCUGCUCCUCCCGGCCGUUGUGCUCCUCUUCGCCGCAGCCAAAGCCUACGCCGCUUCCUGCAGCGACGCCACCUGCGGCGGGCAGACCAUCAGCUACCCGUUCUGGCUCGCCAACUCAGGCCCCAACUGCGGCUACCCGGGCCUCGGCAUAUCCUGCCAGGACAACACCCCGAUCCUCGACCACCAGUUCCACCAGUACAGGGUCCUGCGCAUCGACUACACCAAUCGCACCGUCGCCCUCGCCGACGCCGACGCGUGGAACACGACCUGCCCGCGGCUCACCUUCAGCCUCUCCCCCGACCCCAACUCCUGGCUGCAGCUCACGCGCUCCAACUUCAACCUCACCGUGCUCUACCACUGCAAGGCCAAGCUACCCCGGCCCUCCGCCGUGAAGCUCGACGGCUGCCCGGACCAGAGCGACACCUGGUACGUCCUCCCCGAUGACGGGGUCACCGGCAAAGCGUACGGGCACGGGUGCGAGAAGGCGGUGACGACGCCGGUGCUGCUGAGCAGCGCGCAUCGUCUGGCAGCCAACCCGUCGCUCGGCGAGGUGCUGAGCGCCGGGUUCGAGAUGCGGUACGACGCCAAGAACGAGCAGUGCGGCGCGUGCGAGCAGUCCGGCGGGCGGUGCAGAUACGGCCGCAUCGAGGAGCACGGCGGGACGGGGUUCGCCUGCGUCUGCGACGAUGGCGCUAACGAGCGCCAGUGCGGGGAUGCACAGUCUUUACGCUUGAAGAGACAAAAAAUAUAUAAAAUAGCAAGCACCUCAAGCGAAGUUUUGAUAUGCCUAGUAUUAUUGGCAUGUUUGUUGGGCUAUAAGAAAUACCACUCUGCACUUUCGGCCAGUCACCUUCCGUGCUCCUUUCAGGAGCCUGCCGAGGUUUCCUUGAGCCUCUUGGCGGGUGAUGCUGGAUUUGGCUCGUCCAUAUAGGAUGCAAGGUCGCCACAAUUCGGAGGAGGAUCUUUUUCCCCGAAAAUUUGAAUUUUAGGCUUCGACACUUUUUUCGUUGUUGUGUUGGUUGGUGGAGCAUAUGUCCUUGGUGUCGGUUUCUU